Messenger RNA from Knipowitschia caucasica, 1266 nucleotides. NCBI's taxonomy places the organism in Eukaryota, Metazoa, Chordata, Actinopteri, Gobiiformes, Gobiidae. The record is from the annotation of a GenBank genome assembly.
AUGGAAAACGAAUAUGAUUUAGUGAUUGAGGAGAAGAAAUUGGACAUGGAGGAGGCCAGACGUGAGAAGGAGGUGGAAGCGGUCGAGUACUUGUACAGCGAGAUCCAUGUCCACGCGGCUAAAGAGGGUGCACGGGACCGGUCCUCUUCAUCCUCAUCAUCCUCCUCGUCUUCGUCCGAUGGCGAGGAAGAGGAGGGAAAGGAGAAGAUUGAGGAGAAGACAGAGACCAUAGUGCUGGAGGUGACGCCCGAGAUCCAUGCGGAGGCUGGGGUGAUUGUGAACAGCGACGAUCACAGCGAGGAGCAGCAGGAAGAGCAAGAGCAUCGGUCAAACUCCAGGAGAUCGUCCAGUUCUUCGGCCUCUUCGGUCUCUGCUGCGGACCCGUGUGACGACCCCCCUCUCCACCUCCAUCUGAGCGAGGAGGAGGAGGCGGGAGCAGAGGCCGCACACACAGAAGAACAGAAAACCAAAGAUCUCAUCGACCUCAGCCUCCAAACUCUGGACAGCAUCUCUGUGGACGAGGACAGCGCGGCACCGGUCGAUCCCACGCAGCCGGAGAUCUCCCUGUUUGUCAAGGCUGGCAGCGAUGGCGAGAGCAUUGGAAACUGUCCGUUCUCCCAGCGCCUCUUCAUGAUUCUGUGGCUCAAAGGAGUCGUGUUCAACGUCACCACCGUCGACCUGAAGAGAAAACCAGCUGACCUGCACAACCUGGCCCCGGGCACACACCCUCCGUUCCUCACCUUCAAUGGAGAGGUCAAGACAGAUGUGAACAAGAUCGAGGAGUUUCUGGAGGACAUGCUGAGCCCCCCAAAGUAUCCCAAACUGGCAGCCAGGCAGCGAGAGUCCAACACGGCUGGAAACGACAUUUUCGCCAAGUUCUCAGCCUACAUCAAGAACACCAAAGCAGAGGCCAAUGCGGCGCUGGAGAAGGGCCUGACCAAAGCACUGCAGAAGCUGGAUGAUUACCUGUGUGGUGCUCUGCCGGAGGAGAUCGACGCCGACAGCAUGGAGGAGGAGAAGGGCUCCAGACGACUGUUCCUGGACGGAAACGAGCUGACGCUGGCCGACUGCAACCUGCUGCCCAAACUGCACAUCGUGAAGGUCGUGGCCAAGAAAUACCGUAACUAUGACAUUCCCACUGAGAUGUCUGGAGUGUGGCGCUACCUGAAAAACGCCUACACGCGCGACGAGUUCACCAACACAUGUGCAGCCGAGUCCGAGAUCGAGACGGCGUACAAGGACGUGGCCCGGAGGCUGGCCAAGUGA